AUGGGUUGGAAAUCACUGUUCCCGCCCCCUAAGCACUUCGGUGAGCGACGGCUCGAAUUUGGAUCUCAGAUAGACAAGUUAUUGGAUCAUGCUAAGAUUCCCUACGUGGCCUGCGGAGAUUUAAUGAACAUGCAUUACCAGGAAGAGGGCAUUGCGACUGCACGUGUUAUUUGCUUCGUGGUUCCAGACGAUCGCCUGGAUGUCACUAUACGAGCGUUGCGAGUUGCUGGUUUAUCCGAGGAUCCUUGUACUGCUGGGAACGCUGGUUGCUGCUGGGCUAAAAUCCCAACUUAUUACCCUUAUCCGCUCCCGUGGCCUGCCAAACACUUCCAUCGCUAUGUUAAGGGAAGACUUUUCGACGAGAAAGUAACCGUGUGCUACUCUGUCGGUUUGCUUCGGAAGUCCCAGUGGCUCUGGCUCAUGCCCGAUCUUCCCCUUGAAUUUCCUGAGCCCAAUGACCCUAAUUUCAUUCUCUCUACAGACCGCCGUCUUCCUGAUUGGGAUACGGAUGGUUUCGGCAACUCCUUCUAUCCCAUAAAGCUGCUCACUCCGGCGCGUUGGAUAGAGUCAUUGUUUAGCCUGCAUAUCAGAGAUUUGAGUGUAGAUCAACAUUUUGACGAACGCUGGUACCAUCAUGUUGUGGAGUUUCAUGCACGACUUGCAAGACUACUUCCUCCGGAGCUUUUUCAUAUUGACCUCAUUCGACAACCUUUUCGCAUCUUAUAUAUAGAGGAAACGGACAGGCGUAACACAUUGAACUACAAGCACUUGAAGUUGAUGGACAGGUUGUGGGAAGAAUGGCAGGAAGCUGGUUCUAUGCCAGACCCCAUUUACCCGUUCAAUAUCGAAAGGUAUAAGAAGGAUAUCAAGGAGAACAGAAAUGUGUGGUUAUAUGAAGAAUGGAUUGAUGAGAUCAUGUCCAGUUAA
Aspergillus neoniger CBS 115656 is the source of this 927-nucleotide messenger RNA. RefSeq lists its product as uncharacterized. Bases 1 to 927 code for a protein of 308 amino acids. NCBI's taxonomy places the organism in Eukaryota, Fungi, Ascomycota, Eurotiomycetes, Eurotiales, Aspergillaceae. The transcript is spliced from 2 exons. The record is from RefSeq and is a predicted model, not a curated record.